Molecule: messenger RNA, 3925 nt
Organism: Alosa sapidissima (American shad)
Lineage: Eukaryota; Metazoa; Chordata; Actinopteri; Clupeiformes; Clupeidae
Product: WD repeat domain phosphoinositide-interacting protein 1-like
Exons: 12
Coding region: 237-1622 (461 amino acids)
Biological process (GO): nucleophagy; protein lipidation; protein localization to phagophore assembly site
Cellular component (GO): extrinsic component of membrane; cytosol; phagophore assembly site membrane
Molecular function (GO): phosphatidylinositol-3-phosphate binding; phosphatidylinositol-3,5-bisphosphate binding; protein binding
Source: RefSeq, a predicted model, not a curated record
UACCAGGCACUCAGCUGGCCGUGUUUUGUUGACACUCUGGCCAUGUAAGUGUCAACAACACGCAUUUUUUUGCGACAUUUCUCGGAAAGGAUAAAAACAAAUAAUUUGGAGGAGAUUUCUAUUUGGGUCGAUAGACCGUUUUCUUUUCCAAUCGAAAUAUAUAUUUAAUAUAGUUGUAUUGUCCAAGUAAACUCUGUAAUCGUGUCACAGAACAGUGACCACGAACAGCAGAUAGGAUGAUCGAACCUGUCCCAGCUUGCCGUUCGGGGGACGAGGGUGGUAUAUCGGACUUGGAGCAAGACUGCAAAGGGCUGUCCGAUGAACCCACUGGAGGACAAGGAGUUGUGUGCGCCUCCUUCAAUCAGGACUCCACGUCUUUGGCUAUUGGCACCAAAGAUGGAUAUCGACUCUUCUCUUUGGCAUCUGUGGACAAAUUGAAUUGCAUUCAUGAAGGUGCCGAGAGCCCAGACGUGUACAUCGUGGAGCGUCUCUUCUCCAGUAGUCUGGUGGUGGUGGUCAGCCGCUCGAUGCCGCGUCGCAUGAACAUCUACCACUUCAAGAAGGGCACAGAGAUCUGCAACUACAGCUACUCCAGCGACAUCCUGGCCGUCAAACUUAACCGGCAGAGACUAGUGGUCUGCCUGGAAGAGUCCAUCUAUAUUCACAACAUCAAGGACAUGAAGCUCCUGAAAUCUCUGCUCAACACACCAGCAAACCGUACCGGUCUAUGUGCACUGUCUGUAAACCAUUCCAAUUCUUACCUGGCCUACCCUGGGAGUACCAGUAUUGGGGAGAUUGUUGUGUAUGACACCAACAGCCUGAGUAACACGAUUGAGAUCCCUGCUCACGACAGCCCACUGGCUGCUAUGUCUUUCAACAUCCAGGGCAACAUGCUGGCCAGCGCUUCCGAGAAGGGCACAGUCAUCCGUGUCUUCAGUGUUCCUGAUGGCUUGAAGCUGUUUGAGUUUCGAAGGGGAAUGAAGAGGUAUGUGAGCAUCAGCUCCCUGUCCUUCAGCGCUGAUGGCCAGUUCCUAUGUGCGUCCAGCAACACAGAGACCGUGCACAUCUUUAAACUGGAGCAUCACAGCACCAGUGUGGAUGACGACUCGUCUACCUGGACUGCGUACGUGGGGAUGGUGUUCUCUGCCGCUAGUACUUACCUGCCCGCUCAGGUGUCUGACAUGAUGCAUCAGGACCGGGCUUUCGCCACCGUCCGUCUCAACAUGUUCGGCCUGAGGAACGUCUGCACCCUGGCCAUCAUCCAGAAGCUUCCCCGGCUGUUGGUGGCCUCCUCAGAUGGCUACCUCUACAUGUACAACGUUGACCCUCAGGAUGGCAGGGAGUGUGUACUGGUAAACAAACACAGGCUGUUCAGCGGCGAGGAGGAGCUACCACCGCUGCUGGCGGAGGAGCCCAUGGGGGGCGUCGGGGGUCAGACGUACGCCGCCACGCUCGCCACCCCCGUCUGCGUGGAGCACACCGUCUCCGCUGGACUCACAGGUUACUCGGAAGAUGGAGGAGCCAAAAAGGGUGAGGUCAUCCCCGAGCACGAGUUGGCUGCUGGGUCCAUCCGUCUGGAUGAUGAGCAGGAGUUCCCACCAGUCAGCUCCCUGAGCAACUAACCAACCCCCGGGCCAAUCAACCAAUCACAUCGCUGUCUCGGGCAGGGGGUCUCGGGUCAGGGAUGGUACAGAAGUUGUGUUGGCGUAUUUGUCUUGUCAAUGAGAAUGUUUGAUUGCCGUUGACAGACCACUACCUUGUAGCUAAUCUCAUGCAGUAUUACCGAGCGACCAUUACCAUGUGGUAGGACACAGAGUUAACUGUAGUCCAUAGAUAAAUAUAGCCAAAAUGUCAACUAAAACUACAUCUAGCAUGGUGACAUUGACAAAGAAAUCCUUUGUAGUUUGAAAUUUCAGUUUUGGUAUGCACUAUUUAUGAUACAUUAUUUAUGACAAACCAUUAUAGGAAAACUAUUGCCCUUUGAAAAAAGAUCCUCAAUGUUUUGGUUUUUCGUGAACAGUGGUUAGGUCAGGUUUGCAUGUCAGAAAUGCCUCAAGCUCAAUUGAUUCCUCAUUUUAGGGAGAGAGCAAGAGCAUCCUUUUUUUUUUUAUUACUGGUCUCCCAUAUUGAGCAUUGGUAAUACGAUGUAAGGAGACAUGUUAAGUUAUCACUACUAAAACAAAUUGCUGCCAAAUAGUGAGCCAUUUUUAAAGUGCUUACAUAUUCACAAAAGGGUAAAUAAGCAAGCAUCCCCAUCCCCUAGUCUCAUACCUAUAUCUGUAAGAGUAAUUUACUUCAGGGGCAAUUCCAUGGAAAAUUAAAUUUUUUGUAACAUCCAUAACGCCAAUAAAAUGUGAUGGUAUGGUAUGAUGUGAAUGAUUACAUGAAAUUUGAGCAUAUGCUAUUUUUGGCUGAAGAAUGUAAAUAAAAAAAAUGCACAAAAAAUGAAUGUUAUCAUUCACAUCAUACAAAUGCCAAGGCAUUUCACUGCGUUAUGGAUGUGACAAAAAGUCAAUUUUCCGUGGAAUUGCCCUCAGCUUGAAUCCAUAGUAUCACACAUAGACUUCAAGAGUGAUUUUGAAAUGUUACAUUGAACAAUGCAUUUGUUUUUGUCUGCCCUCGAUGAGGGAGACAGCGGAAUCUUCAGGCAGUGUACACUAAAUGUAAAGUAACAAAACAAAUAAUUCUCAAGUUCUGGUGUGAUUUAGUUACAACUCUACAACCAACACAGCUUUCCAAACCUAUUACUGUUCAAGAAUUUAUGGAAAGCAUCUGUCAUAAUGAAUCUAAUUGAAGAAGCAGUACAUUGAUAAUUCUCUGUCACAAGGGAGUGAAGAAUAUUGAUGCUGGCUUGACUUUAGAUUUGAGUGUGUGUGUGUGUGAGAGUGUGUGUGUGGGUGUGUGUUUGUUGAUAAUGCAUGCUUCUUAGUCUCCGCUAAGGGACAAUUUUUUUUUUUUUUUUUGGAAAAUGAAGUUAAAUCUUGAAGAUCAACACUAUAUGUACAGCAACUGGACCAGUAUGUAGAGUAAGCAGUGCAAUGUCAACCUCAACUUUAUCACGGAGAAUUUACAUGACAAGAAACACAUUGUAGUGGUGUACCUGUGAACAUUUCAAGUCUCAUAUUUCAAGUCUGUUGUAGUUUCAAGUGAGCAAGACCAAAAGAAAGAAAACACGUGUAGAUCCUGCUCAGUUUGUUCUCCUGCAACAUGAUUUUAAAUGCUGCACACAACUAACACAUAAUGUGAAAUGUGUCUGAUAAUGCCCAAGGUAUUUUCAUACUGUAGACUCUGGAUAUGACUAAAUAUCUGUGGUACGUUUGUCUCCAUGUAGCAACCAUAGUAAUGUGGAACAUUAUACUUGGUCAGAGAAUUUGUGUACAUUUGUGUAUGUAGAUUCUGCCAUACGCAGUGUCGUAUAGAGACCACUAGGGUGCGCUACAGCUUCAGUUACAAAUCAUAGGGCUCAUCCUGCUUUUCUAGAAAUAUAACAUGAGCAGCUAGUCUUCUGUUAACCUGCUUUUUGAGACCAUUUUGACCAGCUGUCUAACAUGUCAGCAAUACCAUGUAGGAAUAAUUAUGUAGGCAUAAGGAAACAGGUGAGGAUAUGAUAGAUGUCAUGUUGACUUUCUGUGAUGUGCAAUCAUUGCAGAGUAACACUAAAAUGCUAUUGAAUUGGAGACAGCACCAGGAAGUGUUGGUGGUAUCCAAUACCAAUGUCAUAGUUCUUCAUAUGGAAUCGAUAAUACCAAAUUGUACUUCAUCUUUUCCUCUUUUUAAGCAAUUUUUGUUCUCUUCAUGUUAAUUGUACUGCCCAUGUAUGUUUUUGUAUGUGCCUAUUUGAAAUAUUUUGUGUGUGAAUGAGUACAUGUAUGUUUGCAGGAGGGCAGAACAGUGCAAGAAUAAACAUAACUUUGCAUUAACAAGA